This is a messenger RNA of Gamsiella multidivaricata, 1557 nucleotides long. RefSeq names its product Aspartate/glutamate/uridylate kinase. Gene Ontology annotation, molecular function: aspartate kinase activity. Gene Ontology annotation, biological process: amino acid biosynthetic process. The transcript is spliced from 5 exons. The record is from RefSeq and is a predicted model, not a curated record. NCBI's taxonomy places the organism in Eukaryota, Fungi, Mortierellomycota, Mortierellomycetes, Mortierellales, Mortierellaceae. The coding region runs from base 1 to 1557 and encodes 518 amino acids.
AUGCUGGAGAUCAACCAUGCGACACCUUCGCCCUCACUCCAGGACCAAUCCAAGAAACCAUGGCUCGUACAAAAGUUUGGUGGCACCAGCAUUGGAAAGUUUGUCGAGACCAUCACCGGGACCAUCGUCCAAUCAUAUCUCCCAACGAAUCGAGUGGUAGUGGUCUGCUCGGCAAGGAGUAGCGAGUCCAAGACUCUAGGAACGACCAACAGGUUACUGAGGGCAGCAGCGUCGGCUAUGGAACCUGGUUCGGUCGAAUUUAAGCAGACAGUCCAGGAUAUCAGAGAGGACCACAUCAAUACCGCCCGGCAACAUAUCUCGGACCCGCUUAUCUUGAAGCGCAUUGAAGACGAACUCAAUCAGGACUGUAACCGACUCCUCGCCUUCUUGAAGGCUGUGCAGACGAUCGAAGAGAUCUCGCCGAGAUCAAAGGACAUUAUCAUGGCAGUUGGAGAGAGAUUGUCCUGCAGAAUCGUAGCAGGGAUGCUGGAAGAUCGUGGAGUGGAGACCGAAUUCGUUAGUCUGGAGAGCGUCAUCGAGGCAGUGUUCGACGUGAACUGCUUGGAUCAAAACUUUUACGAUUAUAUGUCCAGAGUUUUUGCAGGCGUCAUAUCCAAGUGCGGCAACCGUGUUCCUGUCGUUACUGGUUUCUUUGGGCCAGUACCGGGCAGUCUGCUGACCAGCAUUGGUCGCGGUUACACAGAUCUCGCCGCAGCGCUCAUCGCGGUCGGAUUGGAUGCAGAGGAGCUACAAGUAUGGAAGGAAGUCGACGGGAUCUUCACUGCUGAUCCCCGCAAGGUUAAAAACGCACGCCUUCUUAACAUCAUCACACCCGAGGAAGCCUCCGAGUUGACGUACUACGGAUCCGAAGUCAUCCAUCCCUUUACGAUGGAACAGGUCAUCCGCGCCCAGAUCCCUAUUCGUAUCAAAAACGUUAUGAGCCCCAUGGGUCCAGGGACGGUCAUCUUUCCGGAUAAUGCCUCAGGAGUAUCGACGCCGACCGGACGCAUGACCCCUCCUCCGUCGUCGAAGGUCUUGCUCGAGAACGGAUAUCAACUGGAUCUGUCAAGGCGGCAUCCUACGGCGGUGACGAUCAAGGAUAAUGUGUGGGUCCUCAACGUGCACUCGAACCGCAAAUCGGUCUCGCAUGGGUUCUUUGCGCAGAUCUUUGGGACUUUGGACACGCAUGGGAUUGCGGUGGAUUUGAUUUCGACCUCGGAGGUGCAUGUUUCGAUGGCGUUGGGUGCGAAUGUGAACGAGAAGGCGAUGGAGAAGGCGAUGCGGCAGUUGAGGAGCAUCGGGACCGUGGAUGUGACCAAGGACAUGGCGAUCUUGUCGCUGGUCGGCAAGCAGAUGAAGAACAUGGUCGGUAUCUCGGGGAGGAUGUUCUCGACGCUCGCGAAGGCCGGGAUCAACUUAGAGAUGAUCUCGCAGGGCGCAUCCGAGAUUAAUAUUUCCUGUGUCAUCCUGGAGAGACAGGCACUUCAGGCGAUGAAUGUGAUCCAUGAGGAGCUGUUGAGUAAUGUGGGGAGAGAAGCCGAGUCCCAGUACUUUUAG